This is a messenger RNA of Nasonia vitripennis (jewel wasp), 2262 nucleotides long. RefSeq names its product nucleolin. The transcript is spliced from 5 exons. The record is from RefSeq and is a predicted model, not a curated record. The coding region runs from base 848 to 1495 and encodes 215 amino acids. NCBI's taxonomy places the organism in Eukaryota, Metazoa, Arthropoda, Insecta, Hymenoptera, Pteromalidae. Gene Ontology annotation, cellular component: nucleus.
UCUUCCUCCGACGGGACGGUGACGAUAAAUCUUCUAAGCGUAAAAGGGGUUAAGUGCGCGCGCACUCACUUCAUCUAUCUGCGCUAUGCACUGUAAGUAAUGCACGGAGCGCACAUUAUCGCUUUCGUUAACGAUUCGAGACUAUGCAGCGCGUGAGAUGCUCCGAGAUGGAUUUCGGAGCAGACUGAUGCAGGCCAGCAAAUUCUGGCAAACUAAAAUCAUGAGACGUUGUUUGUUAACCUCUAAAUUCAGGGGUUUAUGCAAUGUUUGCGUUUCGAACGAAAAAGGCCGUUACGUCUUUUGUUAUUGAUUGUUGUACUAGCGAACAAGUAAUGGUAUAUCAAAAAAGAAGAAAAUUCUCACUAGAUAAAUUGAUCAUUUUAAUCAGUUAACACUCUCGAUAGUACCGCAAUAAUAUAGCUCUCAAAAACUAAAAACGUACAUCGAAAACAAAUUCGAAGGACGAAGGCUCAAGUAAAAUUAAGCAUUUCGAAUCCUUGCAUUUCCAUCCCGUAAGUUACCAGACCUGCGUCGGCGGCCCUCUCUCUCUCUCUCUCUCCCUCCCUCAUCAGUCUCCCAUACACUAAAUAGCAUCAAAGCCGCUUGGCUUCGUACCUCACACAGUGCGUACAGUAUACGGAAAGAAGCGUGGAAGUACACCGAGCGCAGCAGCAGCAGCAGCAUCGGAAAUAGUGUGUGCUGAGUGCUCUCGUGUGCGAGUGUACCAUAGUUGCAGCUCUCGAUUCGAGAGAGAGAGAGAGAGAGAGAGAGAGAGAGAGAGAGAGAGAGAGAGAGAGACGAGAGGGAUAAAAAAGCCGCAAACAUUCCGCGCAAAAGCAGCAGCAACAUGAGGAAGAAGGACGUCACGGAAGAGGAAGAGUAUUCCGCGGACGAUCCCGAAGAAGACGCCAACUCCGGCGACGACUGGACGCCCGACCAAGAGGGUGGUGCUGUAGCCAAGAAAAGACCACAAAGAGCAUCAGCCAAAAAACGUCAUCACUCCGAAGAAGAGGAGGAGGAGGACGAGGAAGAAGACGAGGAGGAGGAGGAGGAAGACGAUGAAUCUGACUCUGACUCUGGAAGAAAAUCAUCAAAGCGAAAGCGACGAUCCAGGAAAGAGGAAGAAGAGGAAGAGGAGGAAGACGAUGAUUCAGAUGACAACAACUUUAAUGACAACUCUGGAAUCCCUCCAAAAGACUUUACUUCUGGAGCAUUCGUGGUCGCAAAGGCUGAUGUCAAAGGAGACAAGGAUCCAACGUUAUGGAGGAUAGAUGGCAAAGCCCUUCUGCAGAAAUACUUACCAUUUAAGGAAGAUGACAAAACACUGUACAAAAGCACGUCUACAUAUUCUGGCUGGUCAGUAAAUAACAAAGACAAAUACUUGGCUGCACAAGUAACAUUCAAGGUGCAGAGUAGGCAAGAAACCAUUGUAGAGCUUCAUCUUGACACUGAGCAGAGCAAAGAAGCUGUAGUACAGGAAGACAAGGAUGAAUAAGUGUAGCCUCUUACGUUUUUAUAUAACUUUAAGUUACAACCUCUGAUAAAACCAAACACAUAAGUACAAGUCAAAUAAUGUGCUAGUGUUCAAAAUAAGAUAUGCAUUUUCAAAUAGAUAAACUCACCGAAUUAAAAAAUUGUUUCUAAUAUAAUUCAUUACUCAACUAUUGUUUUAUAAAAGCAGUCUUUUAUAAUAAAAAACUUUGUGAAAUGUGGGUAACUUUGAAUGUACAAACGAUAUUUUCCAAUACAUUUGCACUAGUAAUUUCUAGGUAUUCAUUUAUUACUAUUACCGAUCUGAUGUUUUAGUAAUUAAUUGUAAUGAAUUACAAUUGUAGAAACAAUCGUUUAAAUAACAUUCAAUUUAAAUGUAAAAUCUUUUUAAUUUAAUCUACUUUUUUAUUUUUAUUGAAGAAAUGACUUUGAAUUUUGACUUGAUCAUAGUUUCAUUUAACGCAAGUUGAUGUGUAUAUCUAUCGAAUUCGUAAGAGUAUUAAAUUUGAUCGCGUGUGUGAGGAAUCAUGAAGUAACAUGGCAAAGAAGUAGAAUCAUCCUAAAGAAUGCAUUUUUGAGAAUUUACUUUUCUAGGAAUAAACGAGAUUAAACAGAUCUCUAAUAAAAUACAAACAGAUAAUCAACUCAAUAUUUUGUUUUUUUACCAAUUUUGUUCUGACAAAUUUUUCUAUAAAAAUUAAUGAAACAUGAUGUAAGACAAACUGUCGAAACCAAUUUGUGUUUAAAUAAUAACUUACAUACAAAACAAAA